Podospora pseudocomata is the source of this 822-nucleotide messenger RNA. RefSeq lists its product as uncharacterized. The record is from RefSeq and is a predicted model, not a curated record. The transcript has a single exon. Lineage: Eukaryota; Fungi; Ascomycota; Sordariomycetes; Sordariales; Podosporaceae. Bases 1 to 822 code for a protein of 273 amino acids.
AUGUCUUCCUCCCGAUACUCGACGACAACCAGCUCAACCAACCCAUCAAAAUACUCCUAUUCUCCAGCAGCACAGUCUAGCUAUUCCUCUUCCCGCCCAGGUCAACGCCCCUCUCCAUUCCAACCACCCUCCCAACCAGCCCUCAAACCAACACACCUCUCCUCCCCCUUGCCAGACGACAACGACGACUUCUCCCUCACAAUGCCAGGCAUCGAUCCCCUCUCCUUCUUCCUCACCCCCCCAACCCCCUCGGCCCCCUACCCACAGGACGACGACACGGCCAUGCUCGACUUUGACUACUUUGACUACUCGGCCGGCAUCGACGAUUCUUCUUCGGCCGACGUCAGGAGCGUCAGCCCUUCCAGCCUAGCAGGCUUCUCCCGCCCUGACGGCCCGCGCCCCCCUACUCCCCCUCGGGUCUCCUCCCCUGCUGUGAGCACCCCCGAUUUGGAGUUUGACUACGGGAGCUUGGGAGCCAGCCCGGAAGGUGACACGCUCAUGGAGGAAUACUACCGCCAUCGGAUGGGCGGUUACGGGGGUGUUCCGCUUUUGUUGAAGGACUUUACCAAUGCUGCUGGGGGGAACAAGAAGAGGGGCAAGUUUACCAAGGGGAGUGGGGGGGAGAGGCAUGCGGGGCAUCACCAUGUCUGGAGGGAGCCGAGUCCGGAUGUUUGGAGUAUUGAGGAGGAUCCGAGGGAGGAGGAAACGGGGGUGGUGGAUGUUAAGAAGAAGGGAAAGGGGACUACUAGGGGGGGUGGGAAGGGGAAGAUGGUGAAGAGGGUGAGGUUUGUUUUGCCUGGGGAGGAGGAGGGGCUUUACUGA